CUUAGCUCCUGCGCUCGCUCAGCCACCGCGAGCACCCGGAGGGACGGGAGCCGGACGCACGGCCCCGUGCUGGGUAGGGUCGCAGCUGCCAUGGAUAGCGACGACGAGGUAGUGGAGGAAGCCGUGGAAGGGCACCUGGACGAUGACGGAUUACCACAUGGGUUCUGCACUGUCACCUACUCCUCCACAGACAGAUUUGAGGGCAACUUCGUGCAUGGAGAAAAGAAUGGACGUGGGAAAUUCUUCUUCUUUGACGGCAGCACCCUGGAGGGAUACUAUGUGGAUGAUGCCCUGCAGGGCCAGGGCGUUUACACCUAUGAGGACGGAGGUGUUCUGCAAGGCACCUAUGUGGAUGGGGAGCUGAAUGGGCCAGCCCAGGAGUACGACACCGACGGGAGGCUGAUCUUCAAGGGACAGUACAAAGACAACAUUCGACACGGAGUGUGUUGGAUCCAUUACCCAGACGGAGGCAGUCUCGUCGGGGAAGUCAAUGAAGAUGGGGAGAUGACGGGGGAAAAGAUAGCCUACGUGUACCCUGAUCAGAGGACUGCGCUCUAUGGGAAGUUCAUUGAUGGAGAGAUGCUGGAAGGGAAGCUGGCCACCCUCAUGGCCACAGAAGAAGGGAAGCCACACUUUGAACUGACAUCGGGAAGUUCCGUGUUCCACUUUGACAAAUCGACUUCCUCCUGCAUCUCUAGCGAUGCCCUCCUUCCAGACCCCUAUGAGUCCGAGAGGGUUUAUGUUGCCGACUCUCUCAUCUCCAGUGCCGGAGAAGGACUGUUUUCCAAGGUAGCAGUGGGACCCAAUACUGUCAUGUCAUUUUAUAAUGGAGUCCGAAUUACACACCAAGAGGUUGACAGCAGGGACUGGGCCCUAAAUGGGAACACUCUCUCCCUGGAUGAGGAAACAGUCAUUGAUGUGCCUGAGCCCUACAACCACGUGUCCAAGUACUGUGCCUCCUUGGGACACAAGGCGAAUCACUCCUUUACUCCAAACUGCAUCUAUGACAUGUUUGUCCACCCCCGUUUUGGGCCCAUCAAGUGCAUCCGCACCCUUCGAGCUGUGGAGGCUGAGGAGGAGCUGACCGUUGCCUACGGCUAUGACCACAGCCCCCCGGGGAAGAGUGGGCCCGAAGCCCCCGAGUGGUAUCAGGUGGAGCUGAAGGCCUUCCAGGCCACCCAGCAAAAGUGAAAGGCUUGGCCCUGGGUUCCAGAGACCUGGGAUAGAAAUUCGGAUCUAUGCACUACAUUUAUCUGACAACGGGACAACCAGGGACUGUUCAUGCCGUGACUUCACAUCCUCUCACCCUGCGUUAGCAACGACUCCUCUCGCAUACUAACUAGGUUUGACUGUAUUACUCAUACCAGAUUUAAAAUUAGCUAGCCUUGCAACAAAGCCCUACUGAGAGGGACUGUCGAACUGUGGGACAACAUGAUGUUCUUUGAUGGUUGAAGUCUAAAUCUGGACCACGUUCAGAGAUACCAAAUGAUUAGGCUGAAAAAGGGAAAUGGGGUUCUUUGGUCUUUUUUUUUUCUCUUUCUUUCUUUCUUUUUUUUUUUUUUUUUUUUUUUUUUUUUGGUCGAUGGGUUUUUUUUUCCCAUGAUGCUUUUCUCUAUGGCCAGUGCAAACGGUGCUCAGUCACCCUUGCACGUUGCCAACCGCAGGGCAGGAAGCGAUUACGUCUUUAUAUACAUGUAGGGCCACUUGCCUUUUAACCUUUGAUCUGUAUCUUGCAAUAGAAUGGCAUUGUUUUCGUUGUUACUCUCCUAGCUUCCCAACGUUAGCUACUACACUUUACAAGAGGAAGCUUCCAAAUGGAUUUUGCACUUGUAGCAGCAUACAGGUCUCUCUGGUUCUUUCUCUGCCAUUUCAUUCUUAUGUCCUGAUAUAAAGUCCUGGCUCGUAGGGCCAGACUAUUAUUAUAGACUUAACUAUUCUCGCAUGUCAACAGAUAUCUUUACUUUCAGAUGUGAGAAGAGAGGAAUUUACCGUGUUUGCAUUAAUUAUGAGAGAGUUGUAAGGUAUACGUUCAGGAAAAGAGGGGGAAAUUAGUAUUUCUAAACAGUUGUUAGAGCAGUUUUUUGCAGUAUCUUCGGUAGCAUUGGUAAUUUUUUUUUCUUCUUGGGUACACAUUAAUUGUACAUAACCUAGUGCAGUCCGGCUUGUGACACAGCUCAUUGGAUUCAAAUCCCAUAGCCGAGGUGCAUUCCAAGGCGGAAUGCAGACGUCUCUUUGGAAUCAGUGUCAUGUCAUGAAGGCAGACGUGCUGAUCACUAGGCACGGAUCAGAUCCUUAGCGGAAGCUUCUCGUCACAGCGAUCUCAGAGCACUUAGCUGCUUCCAAGAGCUCACACCUGUGCGGUUAAUACCGCUAGCAUUUCAGCCACCUCACAAGCCGUAUGUAACCACACCUGCAGAAGUACAGAGAGAACCCCACUCUUUUAGUUUAGCACAUUAGGUCUGUAACAUAACUGGAUUGCUCUGAAUGAAGGCCG
Messenger RNA from Rattus rattus (black rat), 2494 nucleotides. RefSeq names its product SET domain containing 7, histone lysine methyltransferase (gene Setd7). The record is from RefSeq and is a predicted model, not a curated record. Gene Ontology annotation, cellular component: chromosome. NCBI's taxonomy places the organism in Eukaryota, Metazoa, Chordata, Mammalia, Rodentia, Muridae. Gene Ontology annotation, biological process: regulation of DNA-templated transcription. The coding region runs from base 91 to 1191 and encodes 366 amino acids. Gene Ontology annotation, molecular function: histone H3K4 monomethyltransferase activity; protein binding. The transcript has 8 exons.